GCCGUACCGUCUACAACAGUGGUCACUACAGUCCCACUGUCCAGCCAGGCCCAGGUUAGUUUGCAACAGCCUGUUUCAGUGGCUAUGCAGCCGCUGCAUCAAGCACCUGGGCCCAUGCAACCGAUGCAGUGGAUGCCCAAGAUACCUCUAAUGAGUCCCAAGCCUUUCUCUGGAGACAAGAAGAGGGAGGAAGACUUGGACACCUGGGUGAGGACUGUGCCUACUUAUGUGAGGCACAAGCUCACAAGGCCAGAACAGGAAGUGGUAAUGGCUGCCUCCUUUUUAGAAGGAUCAGCAGCCUGCUGGUUGAAUGGCUUGGUCCAGCAACAGGGCUACGGUCAAGAUUUCGAUGCCUGGGCUCAGUCUCAGACAUUGGAACAGUUCGUACGAUCCGUCUACAACAGGUGGAAUGACCCGCAAGGGGCUCAAAAGGCCACCGAUGCUAUCAACAACCUUUGUUCUCGUAGGUUCAAGGAUGUUAUAGAGCUUACAGACACCGUAGAACGCCUUCUCGUGGUACCUGGUGUGCGUUUUGACCCGCAGGUUCUCCUAACGGAUUACCUAAGGUGCCUACCUACAGAGGUAAGGACCAAGCUGGUUGAUGAGGCCUAUAUCGACCAGCACACUUUUGCUUCUUUUAGUAAGAAAGCACUGCACAUAGAGGCAAAGCUAGGAUCUGCGCAUAAGGCAUCCAAUGAUGGUAGGAAGAGACUGCCCCAAGAUUGGAAGAAAAAGGGUCAGUUAAUGUUCGUUGACCACAAUGGUCAAACGACGGAGAUUGACGACUACUUAGAUCUUGGGGAGUUCACAGAGCACGAUGGGGGUGGUGAGACUUCAGAUGGUGGAGUCGUGGCACCCAUCAAAGAAAAGGCUAGGGGGACCGGGAAGAAGAAGGUAGUACGGUCCACGGGUCAGGGCGACCAAGGAACACCCGCAUGGGUGAAGAUUGGUUUAGAAUACGAGGUGUGGCGUGACCGCGUUGCUAGGGGUACAUGCAUGAACUGUGGCAACUUUGGCCACACGUCCAGGACUUGCCGCGGCAAGAAAGUCACAACGAAGGUAGCCUCCCCAACGGUGGUGGGCUUACCUUCGAACCCUGGGAGUGCUUCUGCGAGCAGCUCACAGGGAAACACCUCGGGCCAGUACGGUCUGUACGAGUUUGUGGUGAUGCCUUUUGGCCUAUGCAAUGCGCCUGGUACGUUCCAGCACGCGAUGAAUAGGAUCUUUCAUGACUACUUGGAGAAGUUUAUCGUCGUGUACCUCGACGAUAUUCUCAUCUUCAGUAGGACUGUAGAGGAGCACGUUGAGCACUUGAAAAUAGUGCUAGGUCUCCUAAGACAGCACCAGUACAAGGUAAACUUGGAUAAAUGCGAGUUUGGUCGCACCAAGAUCUUGUACUUGGGUCAUGAAAUUUCAGCAGAUGGAUUGAGGCCGGAAGAUGCGAAAGUGGCCAGCAUACGUGACUGGCCCAGACCUCAAACUGUUACUGAGGUCAGAUCAUUUUUGGGGAUGACGGGCUACUCUCGUCCGUUUGUGAAAAACUAUAGUACUAUAGCUUCCCCAUUGACAGAUCUUACUCGACUUGACACCCCUUGGGAGUGGACUGAAGAGUGUGAGGCAAGCUUCAAGCAAUUGAAGUAUGCUCUAACACACUAUGAAGUUCUCAAACUUCCCGAUCCUGACAAGCCGUUUGUCGUGACAACAGACGCCAACAAAUAUGGCAUUGGCGCCGUCCUUGCGCAACAGGAGGGGCCAAAGUUGAGACCGAUCGAGUAUAUGAGUAAGAAGAUGCCUUCCAAGAAGCUAGCUGCGUCCACUUAUGAAAGAGAGCUCUACGCCCUAUAUAGAGCGCUAGCUCAUUGGCGACAUUACCUCCUAGGGAGAUUUUUCUAUGUGAGGUCUGACCAUGAGACUAUGCGCUGGAUUAAGACGCAGUCUGACGCACUCAAGAGAUGGAUUCAAGUGAUAGAUAUGUAUGACUAUCAACUUGAUCCUAUCAAAGGUCCGUACAACAAAGUGGCAGAUGCGCUGUCAAAAAGGGCAGACUAUCUAGGCGCACUAGUAACUGAAUUCGGCAUAUCUAAUGAUCUUACUCGAUCGCUGGUGGAAGCCUAUCAGGGAGAUACAGUUAUGUCAGAGAUCAUUCGUAGAUUCCAAGCAAAGGACAAGAAGACUUUGGACGAAUUUACCAUGGUAGAUGGCUUGUUGUUCCUUGAAAAGGCAGGGUUUAAAAGACUAUGUGUCCCAGAUAGUGAGUCUUUGCGUAGUUUAUUUUUAGGAGAAUGUCAUGAUGUUGUAGGUCAUUUUGGUUAUAAGAAGACAUCAGCAAACUUAGUACAGAAGUUUUGGUGGCCUUCUAUGAUGAAGGAUGCAAAACUGUAUGUYGAGACUUGUCAGGUUUGUCAAAGAGACAAACCCAGGACUCAGGCUCCGCUUGGGCUGAUCAAGCCCUUGCCGAUCCCUGAAGGUCCAGGUCAGAGUGUCUCCAUGGAUUUUAUGGACACUCUUGUSACCAGCAAAACCGGCAAACGACACAUAUUCGUCAUAGUAGAUCGCUUUACUAAGUAUGYCARACUUAUCGCUAUGYCGGAGAYARCAAAGACAGAUCACGUCAUCAAACUGUUUAUGGAUAACUGGGUAAGGGAUUUCGGUCUACCUACGUCUAUCGUAAGUGACAGGGAUGUAAGAUUUACCAGCGAACUGUGGCAGUCUACAGUUGAACAGAUGGGAACCAAACUCCAGAUGAAAUCAGGGAAUCAUCCUGAGUCAAAUGGACAGGCAGAACAGAUGAACCGAGUGGUACAGCAUUUGCUGCGGCACUACAUCAAGCCAAGUCAGGAUGACUGGGACGAGAAGUUACCUCUCGUCGCCAGCCUGUAUAAUAACGCAGUGCACAGUGCUACCGGAAUGACUCCCAACCAACUGCAUCUUGGUUGGAAGCCUAGAACUGCCUUGGACUUCUUACUACCGGAAAGAGAAUCCACUGCAGCACCUGGCAGCAUAGAGUUUGUUGUUAAGUAUGAACACAUGCUGCAGCAAGCCAUAGAGCACAUUAGAAAAGCUCAAGAUGCAAUGAUAGCAUCUGAGAAUAAGCAUAGACGGCCUUCUAAUUUCCAGCUGAAAUCGGCCCCAUUACCGAGAGCUGCCGUGCUGCUAUGGCUUCUCUAUGAAGGCCACCCCGUCCGCGGUGUGGCUGGCGGAACGAGGCAUGCAGAUCUCUCUGCAAUGCAGCAGAUGCAAGGGGCCGUACGAAUCAACCACGCACCUCUGGCUCACAUGCCCCGUCUGCUCGUAUAUGGGACUGGUGGAGAGUACAGUGGGAACGCAUCGGUGGUCCAGAUUUCCCUUGGGAUGAACAAUGGAUUCUACUUGGAGGAGUCCCGGAGGAACUUCCACUGCAUAAGGGUUGCGGCUACACUACUCAGGCAUUGAGAGCCUGCCUGUCAUUGGUGGUAUGGGAAGUGAGGAACAAAUUUGUUUUUGCAGG
Chara braunii is the source of this 3487-nucleotide messenger RNA. The record is from the annotation of a GenBank genome assembly. Lineage: Eukaryota; Viridiplantae; Streptophyta; Charophyceae; Charales; Characeae.